Ilyonectria robusta is the source of this 984-nucleotide messenger RNA. Its product is annotated as isoflavone reductase family protein. Gene Ontology annotation, molecular function: oxidoreductase activity. The coding region runs from base 1 to 984 and encodes 327 amino acids. Lineage: Eukaryota; Fungi; Ascomycota; Sordariomycetes; Hypocreales; Nectriaceae. The transcript is spliced from 4 exons. The record is from RefSeq and is a predicted model, not a curated record.
AUGACGAAACCAAGAGUUUUAGUUGUGGGCGCAACGGGGCGUACCGGUGGUACCAUCGUCGACGUACUACUCAAAGCUGGCGAGACGGAAGUCGAAGCAAUAAUCCGCCCCGCAUCAAACGGCAAGCCAUCUACAUUGAAGCUCAGAGACCGUGGUGUCAAGAUUCACGUCGCCGAGAUCAACGACGACGCGCAGCUCGGUGGUAUCUUGGCCGGCAUAGACACCAUCAUCAGCACCGUUCCACCAGAAGCGCAGCUCCAACAGAUCCCACUCGCUGAUGCGGCAAAGAAAGCAGGCGUCAAACGGUUUGUGCCUUGUGCCUUCAUCACUGUUUGCCCUCCCGGCGGUGUCAUGUGGAUACGUGAUGAGAAAGAACAAGUCUACCAACACAUCCGCAAAAUCGGACUCCCGUACACAUUCAUCGACGUCGGAUACUGGUACCAAGCCUCCUUCCCGACACUCCCAUCUGGACGUGUGGAUUACGCCAGCUUGAUGGUUCCAAAUGUGACCAUUGUGGGCAACGCGGACAUGAAGACUGCACUUACUGACCUGCGCGAUGUCGGUCCGUAUGUUGCCAAGAUUAUAACCGAUGAUCGAACUGCGAAUAAGUAUGUCUUUUGUUACGGAGAGCUACUAUCGCAGGAAGAGGUCUUUGCCAAGCUGGAGGAGAUUUCACGGGAGAAGAUUGAGAGACAAUAUUUGCCAGCUGACCAGCUCCUCGCCCUCCGCGACGCUACCAAGGCAUCAUUUGGACACGACUUCUCCGACAUGAACAAAACCAUGCUUGUCGUGGGCCUGGAGUAUGCCUAUAGCAAGUUCGUGCGCGGCGACAACUCGCCCGAGUUCGCGAAGUACUUGGGAUACGUUGACGCUAGUGACCUAUAUCCCGACUUUGUUCCCCGGUCGUUUGAGGCCUUUGCGAAGGAGCUGGUGGAUGGGAAGGCAGAGAAUCCUUUUGAGGGGAUUCGUAUGGAUGGCUUGUGA